AUGAACACUCACAAGCAGGUUUUGGCAGAAGAAAAGCCUAGAAUUAAAAUAACCGAUGAAAAUGAGCUAACAGUGAGCUAUGCCAGUGAUAACACUCCUUCUCAGUGUAAUGUCACUGAUUCUGGCCACAGCUCAACCAGUGGUUCACUAAAGAGGAAUGAGUCGAACUCCAUAUACAGACAAUCACCGAAAUUCAAUAAUAAACGACACAAAUACUGCAAUAAAAUGACGCGAAAAAACUCCAACCACUCGACAGUACGCGUGGAAUCAAGUCUUAAGAAUAUCACAGAAACUAUUGAUUUGAGAGAAGAAGCCGACGAUAAGAGGUGUUUAGUGAAACGCAUAAUCCAUUUGAUGACUUACGGCAUAUUCGUCACUCUUCUGCAAAUAAUCGGAGUCAUCGGUGCGUACGGUUUGUUUGGCCAUCAGUAUCACGAAAUCAUCUUUUGGUUCUCCUAUCAGACUAUCUAUAGAUCAAAGAUACUUUAG
This is a messenger RNA of Oppiella nova, 489 nucleotides long. The record is from the annotation of a GenBank genome assembly. NCBI's taxonomy places the organism in Eukaryota, Metazoa, Arthropoda, Arachnida, Sarcoptiformes, Oppiidae.